UUAAGACCCCACGGGCCGAGGUCAAGGGCUCGCGGCGCCGGCAGAACAGAGCGAACAUGUUGCGGAGUGGGUUCGCGCGCCUCGGGACGCGGCUCUGUCUCCUGCGCGGAGCCGACCCGGCCCGCCCCGGGAGCACCCGCCGCUGCCUGGUCUCCUGCAUCGACCCUUCCAUGGGACUAAAUGAGGAGCAGAAAGAAUUUCAGAAAGUGGCCUUUGACUUUGCUGCCCGGGAGAUGGCGCCAAAUAUGGCAGAAUGGGACCAGAAGGAGCUGUUCCCUGUGGAUGUGAUGCGGAAAGCAGCGCAGCUGGGCUUCGGGGGUGUCUACGUCAGCACGGAUGUAGGGGGCUCUGGACUGUCCCGGCUGGACGCCUCGGUCAUCUUUGAAGCCUUGGCUACGGGCUGCACCAGCACCACCGCCUACAUCAGCAUCCACAACAUGUGUGUCUGGAUGAUCGACACCUUCGGGAAUGCGGAGCAGAGACGCAAGUUCUGCCCUCCACUCUGCUCCAUGGAGAAGUUCGCUUCCUACUGCCUCACCGAGCCAGGAAGUGGGAGUGACGCCGCCUCACUUCUGACAUCGGCUAAGCUGCAAGGAGACCAUUACAUCCUCAACGGCUCCAAGGCCUUCAUCAGCGGAGGUGGCGAGUCGGACACCUACGUGGUCAUGUGUCGCACGGGGGGGCCGGGCCCCAAGGGCAUCUCAUGCAUCGUCAUCGAGAAGGGGACCCCUGGCCUCAGCUUUGGCAAGAAGGAGAAGAAGGUGGGGUGGAACUCACAGCCCACCCGUGCCGUGAUCUUCGAAGACUGCGCGGUGCCUGUGGCCAACAGGAUUGGGAGCGAGGGCCAGGGCUUCCUCAUCGCCAUGAAGGGACUGAACGGGGGGCGGAUCAAUGUCGCGUCCUGCUCCCUGGGGGCUGCCCACGCAUCCGUCGUCCUCACCCGGGACCACCUCAAUGUCCGCAAGCAGUUCGGAGAGCCCCUGGCCAGUAACCAGUACCUGCAGUUCAAGCUGGCCGACAUGGCCACCCGGCUGGUGGCCUCGAGGCUGAUGAUCCGCAACGCGGCCGUGGCGCUGCAGGAGGACCGGGAGGAUGCCGUGGCCCUGUGCUCCAUGGCCAAGCUCUUCGCCACGGACGAAUGCUUCGCUAUCUGCAACCAGGCCCUGCAGAUGCACGGGGGCUACGGGUACCUGAAGGACUACGCUGUGCAGCAGUACGUGCGCGACUCCAGAGUCCACCAGAUCCUGGAAGGUAGCAACGAAGUGAUGAGGAUGCUGGUGUCCCGCAGCCUGCUGCAGGAGUAGCGCCCAGCCUCGAGUCUGGCCAGGGGGCUGCUGCGGUUAAAAACCAGGGCUGAGCGCCUGUGAGGGGGUCGCGGGAGGAGGACACCUCCACGACUGCAGCAGUGGCCCCUGAAGGCAGGGCUGGGUAGCAGCGCCCUCUGCAGACAAGUCUGGGCAGCAGCACCCUCUGCUCGCAGGGCUGGGCAAGCCUUUGCAGACCGGACAGUGUCAAAUGCUGACCACAUGGGUGUCUGGGAAAGGUGACUGGGAGGAAUCCCCACUCACGCCAAAGCCCUUUCUCCGGCCCACGUGGUCUUGCUGUUUCUGCGUCUUACUGCUUCACCAAAUCCUUCCAGAGGUCUGAGUACUUGGCGUGGUGCACAGGUGGGGGCGUGGUGGAGACACUCCAGUGCCCAAGUCGAGGCCCCUCGUCCCAGCAUCCUCAGAGCACUCCAGCCGAGGAAGGGUAGGGAGGAAGUGAGUGUCUGAACGUCUGAGCGAGCCCUGACGUGGGCAGCACCACUUGGGUGCUCAGCGCUGAGGUCAUUUGGAACUUUGUUGGUGGUGGUCUGGGGCCUGGGGUUGGUGCUCAGAGCCCCUCCUUGCCCUUCCUGAUCUGUUACUUUGGGUAUAUAUUUUUUCUGAAUCCUUGCUUUUUUAAAAUUAGUCCUCUUUUGAAGUAUUUUUAAUGACUACAUUGAUAAAUAAAAUUGACUUCUCCAUAAUAGCUCCAGUUCUAAUGAAGUGGCUUUUUAGUUUAUCUUUAUUUCUCUCUAAUAUCUUUUGC
Molecule: messenger RNA, 2070 nt
Organism: Sorex araneus (European shrew)
Lineage: Eukaryota; Metazoa; Chordata; Mammalia; Eulipotyphla; Soricidae
Gene: ACAD8
Product: acyl-CoA dehydrogenase family member 8
Exons: 11
Coding region: 57-1304 (415 amino acids)
Biological process (GO): lipid metabolic process
Molecular function (GO): acyl-CoA dehydrogenase activity; flavin adenine dinucleotide binding
Source: RefSeq, a predicted model, not a curated record